AUGGGUAGUCAACAAGAAUAUAAACUUUAUUAAGAAUAAAAAAGGAUCCUUAGAGAUGAAAACGUAAGACUAAGAAUUUUUUUGGCUGAAUUACACAAGAUUUUUGCUGAAUAAUAACAGCUGGUUUAAUAUUAUCAAAAAACAAAUCAGAUGAAUCUUAUUUCUAACUAAAAUUCCUAAAACGAAUCUUAUGGUGCUUAAAAUAAUGAUUAGAGCAACUAACUUGCUAAUUUUUCUGAAAAUUAAGCAUCAGAAUCUAAAAUUGAAGCAGAGAGGUAACAAAACUCGAUUUAGGACUAAUGA
This is a messenger RNA of Tetrahymena thermophila SB210, 303 nucleotides long. RefSeq lists its product as hypothetical. NCBI's taxonomy places the organism in Eukaryota, Ciliophora, Oligohymenophorea, Hymenostomatida, Tetrahymenidae. The record is from RefSeq and is a predicted model, not a curated record. The transcript has a single exon.